UAUCUGUGCCACUUGCCAUGAACAUGCUACCUGCUCGAAAAUAGGAAGGAUGAGCAUCUGUAUGUGCAAAUAUGGAUUUGUGGGCAAUGGGAGGACUCAUUGUAUUGAUAAAGAUGAGUGCCAAUUUGGAGCCAGUGUGGUCUGUGGGAACCACACAUCUUGCCACAACACACCCGGAGGCUUUUAUUGCAUUUGCCUGGAAGGGUAUCGAGCCACGAACAACAACAAGACAUUCAUCCCCAACGACGGCACCUUUUGCACAGACAUAGAUGAGUGUGAGGUUUCCAGCCGGUGCAGGCAUGGAGGACGGUGUGUGAACACUCGUGGGAGCUAUGAAUGCUACUGUAUGGAUGGAUACUUGCCAAAAGGUGGACCUGAGCCUUUCCAUCCGACCAGAGAUGCCACGUCAUGCACAGAAAUAGACUGUGGGACUCCUCCUGAGAUUCCAGGUGGCUAUAUCAUAGGAAAUUAUACCUCUAGGCUUGGCAGUCAGGUUCAUUAUGCUUGCAAAGAAGGAUUCUUCAGUGACUCAGAAGAUACAGUUUCAAGCUGCACAGCCGUGGGCACGUGGGAGUCCCUCAAAUUAAAUUGCCAAGAGAUCGACUGCGGCCGCCCUCCAGAAGUGCAGCACGCGGUCCUAGAGGGGAACCACAGCUCCAGACUGGGCAGUGUGGCUCACUAUGUCUGUCUGGAGGGCUUUGAGAGCCCCGGAGGAAAGAUCACUUCCGUUUGCACAGAGAAGGGCACCUGGAGAGCGAGUGCUUCGUCCUGCUCAGAAAUAAUUAUAGAAAUUAAUGAGGUGUCGGUGUUUAAUAACACCUGUGUGAGGUGGCAAAUAAACCCAGGAAGAAUAAACUCCAAGAUCGAAUAUGUGAUAUACAUAAAAGGACAACGGUUGGAUCCCCUGGAAUCAGGUCAUGAGGAGACAGUUAAUUUGACCACAGAGAGCAGGACCCCAGAAGUGUGCCUAGACCUGAGCCAGGGCACCAACUACACGGUGAACAUUUCUACAGCCCCUCCCCGACGCUCGGUGCCAGCCGUCAUUGAGCUCCAGACAGCUGCAAUGCCCAGUGUAGGGCUCCUCCAUCAGCCUGGAUCCCAGAGUAAAGAUGACAAGGGUCAGAGUUGCAGCCAACUUGUGAAGGGCGUGUGGCACGAGUGA
Odocoileus virginianus texanus is the source of this 1162-nucleotide messenger RNA. NCBI's taxonomy places the organism in Eukaryota, Metazoa, Chordata, Mammalia, Artiodactyla, Cervidae. The record is from RefSeq and is a predicted model, not a curated record.